AGGGAAAGGAAGGAUCGAGGCGCCUCUCCGAGCUGGCAGGAGGCUGGAAGCUCCGGGUUGUCUGUUCCCUUGCAGAGGAAAGGCGAGGGGGCCAAGGCGGCCCUUCCCUUCCCCGCGGCAGCCAAACCUGUUCCUCCUCCUCCUCCUCCUCCUCACCUGCCUUGGGUGUGGUCUGCGCUCAGCUCUGCUUAUCCCUACACACCAAUAUGAAACCCACCACUAUGGAGAUCCUGCUGCUUCUCUUGGCUGCAUUCCCUGUCCUGGGGGCCAAUGAUCCUACUGAUCCAAACAGCCCCUUUUAUUACGACUGGUACUCGCUGCGUGUUGGCGGUUUGAUCGUUGCUGGUGUACUCUGUUUUCUGGGAAUUGUUAUCCUGCUGAGUGGAAAGUGCAAAUGCAAACCUAAGAGGAAAAACAGCGUCCACACCAUGCAAAAGCUCCCGCUUGCAGGAGAAACCAGUGAAUGCUGAGUGAAGAUAAUGACUGCUCCCACUAACAUACCAGCCAUACCUGACUCCUCUCUCAAUUGAUAUAACACACUGGAUCUUUGAAUGUUUUUUUGGGCUCUCACACCUGUAUUAGGUUUUGUUUUGUUGGUUUUUUAAAAAAAGAAACAUAUAAUAAAAUGCUGGUGUUUUUCCUGAAA
Podarcis raffonei (Aeolian wall lizard) is the source of this 646-nucleotide messenger RNA. RefSeq names its product FXYD domain-containing ion transport regulator 3-like. Gene Ontology annotation, cellular component: membrane. Gene Ontology annotation, biological process: regulation of sodium ion transmembrane transporter activity. NCBI's taxonomy places the organism in Eukaryota, Metazoa, Chordata, Lepidosauria, Squamata, Lacertidae. The coding region runs from base 207 to 470 and encodes 87 amino acids. Gene Ontology annotation, molecular function: sodium channel regulator activity. The transcript has 8 exons. The record is from RefSeq and is a predicted model, not a curated record.